UUUCUUGACACCAUUCCACCUUAAAGACCAGAGGCCCCAUGAAUUGGAUCCUGUAACGACAGUAGAAGGGAAUCGCAUGAACCUCAUGGAUCCAUCCCAGAAUCCUCAUCGCCCGGAGCAGAUUUCAUCAGAAUCAUACAACACACUCUCGUCUGUACAAAUCCAAGCUCCCUCGUAUACAUACGAACCCGAUCAAUCAACCUAUGCUUACUAUCCCCCCUCCUAUCAGUAUACAUACUACGAUGCUUCGCAGCAAGCGGCCUACGAUUACUCCAAUGCCUAUUACCAGCAACCCCAUCACGAACCACCCACCUCUACACUCCCGCCCGCGGCACCGCAACCGCAAUCUGACCCGGCAGCCGCCGCCGCCGCGUACCAGUAUUCUUAUUACCCGCCGCCACAACCGCAGGGAGCGGAAUAUGGAGGAGUGUACGGAUCCGGGGCUGCAAUUCACACUGGGACCUCCACCGCUCAGAUCUUGCAACCUUCACAUAGAGGCACAGGUAGAAGAGGUGGCCGAAUCUUCCGAGGAGCUGGCCGUGGCCGUCGGGGUCAGGUUCCGCAACCUCCUGCUCCAGUCUGGCCGCCUCGUAUGGCAUGGUGCGAACUCUGCAGGGUUGAGUGCAACACCCCUGAAAUUCUUGAACAGCACAAAAAUGGAAAGAAACAUAAAAAGAACGUGAAAGUUCAGGAAGAGUUGCAGAGAGUAAUGGCUGCAGGACACAAUGUGCAAUCUAGUUCUCAAGUUCAGCCAGAAGUUGCAUAUCAGCCUAAAGCAACAGAGGGAUCUGAGCUGCCACCCGAGGGGACUUUAUCUGUGGAGACUGUUAAUGGAAGAUCUGAGCAGCAACCUCAAGAGAAUUUGCCAUCUCAGGCUCUUGGAGAAGAAAACAAAGCUGAACCUGAGCAUCCAAAACCUGAAUCAACAAGAGAUUCCGGAGAAAGUCAAGGACGUGGGCCCAAGCGCAAGAUAAGUGGUGGUCCUGGUGGACGAGGGGGCAAGAAAUUGAGAUCUCAUGAUGGAAGAAGAAAACCCGCUGAGCCUCCUAAACCUAAACAAAUUCCUUUAAUAUGUGAGCUCUGUAAUGUUACGUGUGAGUCACAAGUUGUUUUCCAAAGUCAUCUGCAGGGAAAGAAGCAUCUGUCAAACCGUAAACGCUUCGAGGAAUCACAAGCAGUGCUUGGACAAGUAGCAACCCAAGCAUUAUAUCCGGCUCUACAACCAGCUUACCCAGCACUUCCCCAACCUAACGCAGCUCUGGCUACUCCAUUGGAUCCUAAACUUCAGCAGCAAAAUAUUCCCGGUGGUCAGGGCUUUUUGACUCAACCGGCACCUUCUCUCCUCCCUCAAGGUCAAGAAGUAUCAGCACUGACACCAGCAGUAGCAUCAGCUUUGCCUCCUCCCAUUCCCAUGUUGCAGUCUCUGGACCAUCAAGAUCCCGGUCCUCAAUUUCAAAGCCAGUAGACGAAGCCUGUGCCCAGAAGUAACGACCCCUUUGUUUCAAGGUGAGUCUUAGCAAAGAAAAAUGGUGCCCUCGGGCGUGGGGUGCAAUCUUUUGAGAAUUCAGCAUUUGGAUUGAGUCUUGGCCAUUUCACUGAUAACUGUCUAGUGUGUCCUGCACAGAUUCUUGUAAGGAGCUUGCUACUUCUGGUACAGCCAAGAUGGAACUUCAUGUAACAGUGUUGUUAGAUACAGUGUGAAUGUGGCUUCUAGAGUCGUUUCAGUUUUUAGACAGCAUGGGAAAAUAAAGAGUGUAAAAGCCACAUUCCAAAGUCCUACAAGUGUUAUUUAAUCAUAGGAACAACUAUUUAGCGCAGCACGUUUUAAAAACUUCUCAAAUUCUCCCAAGUCCAAGUAACAUAUUUUAUCAAAACUUUUACCUUUUUUUUU
Ipomoea triloba (trilobed morning glory) is the source of this 1891-nucleotide messenger RNA. RefSeq lists its product as uncharacterized. Lineage: Eukaryota; Viridiplantae; Streptophyta; Magnoliopsida; Solanales; Convolvulaceae. The record is from RefSeq and is a predicted model, not a curated record. Bases 77 to 1465 code for a protein of 462 amino acids. The transcript has 2 exons. Gene Ontology annotation, molecular function: zinc ion binding; nucleic acid binding.